Molecule: messenger RNA, 2150 nt
Organism: Prosopis cineraria
Lineage: Eukaryota; Viridiplantae; Streptophyta; Magnoliopsida; Fabales; Fabaceae
Product: nuclear pore complex protein NUP50A-like
Exons: 2
Coding region: 288-1904 (538 amino acids)
Biological process (GO): intracellular transport
Cellular component (GO): nuclear pore; cytoplasm
Molecular function (GO): GTPase activator activity
Source: RefSeq, a predicted model, not a curated record
GCUAAAUCACUGAAAUGCAAGGAGGGAGAAACUGAAUCCCCUCUCUCUGUCUUCCAUAUCCGAACACUCGCAAUAAAUUGAAAUUCCGAACUCUAGGAUUUCAGCUUACUCUCUCUGGAUUUUUCGCUCUCUUUCUAGGUAGUAUUUUCUCUCGCUUUCAGCAAAGCUUUUCCCCCCGCCGCCGCUAAGGCUCUUCUUGCUUCCUCUGGUGAGUGCUGUUUUCCGGUUAUUUCCUUAUUUGGUGAAAUAGAAGUUCUGGAGUUGUAUUCCAUUGAUUUCUUUCUUCAAUGGGGGAUGCUGACAAUGCCCUUCCACCUUCAAAGAAAAGGGCUGCUGGAAGGGAGCUCUCUCGAGACACUCCCAUUGAUGAUGAGGAAGAUUCCACAGAAACUGAGAGUGGGACUUUUAAGAGGGCCAGUGAUGAAGUUUUGGCAACUAGGAGAAUAGUUAAAGUUCGUCGCCAACAGACCAAUGCUGCUCCAUCCACAAAUCCUUUUGCUGGAAUACGCUUGGUUUCUCCUGAGUCCAGUGCUACACCUACGGAAGCUACCCCUAAAGCACAAGCAACUAGUGAGAACACUGUUGCAGAUGAUACAAAAUGUACUGAUGGUGUGACUUGUGAUUCUGAGAAAGCUAAAGAUGGGGAUAUUAAACAAUUAGAGAGCAAAGUUGAUGAGUCAGGGAAGAAAUCUACUGAGAUUAAGGAUGCUGCUGAAGAAAAUGUUGUUAAUAGAGAGGACACUGCAGAGGAGAGCACUGGUGAAAAAUCUGAGGUAGAUAAACAACAAAGAGAGGACCAUGAUAAGAAUGAUAAUGAGGAUAAGAAGGAUGCUGAUGAUAAGGAGACUGCUACUGAGGCGGAUGUAGAACAAACUAGUAAAAAUGAUGGAGAUAAGAAAGGUGCUGAAGCAAAACUGAGUGCUGGCGAGGUAGAUAAAGAACAAACUGAUAAAAAUAGUAAUGAGGAUAAGAAGGAUGCUGAAGAUAAAGAGAAUCCUGGUGAGGUGGAAAAAGAACAAACUAAGGUUGGUGAUGAUACAGUAAACGAUGAUCAGAAAGGGAAGAAGGAUGCUGAAGAUAAAGAGAAUACUGGUGAGGUGGAAAAAGAACAAACUAAGGUUGGUGAUGAUACAGUAAACGAUGAUCAGAAAGGGAACACUGAUAAUGUGGCUAAGGAAGACAACACAGUUGAAAGACAAGAGACUAGUUCAGAAGGAACUUCUUUGAAGUCAUUUCAACAGCUUUCAAGCAGCCAAAAUGCAUUUAGUGGUCUCGCUGGAACUGGAUUUUCUGCUUCCUCAUUUUCCUUUGGGUCUUUAUCAAGUGAAGGAUCUGCUCUGGGUAGCGGUUCUGGUUCAAUUUUUGGAAUUAAAAACGAUAAGCCUUUUGGUCUGGGUUUAUCUAACAAUGGAACUUCUGUUUUUGGGGCAACAGGCGCCUCUGCUGCUGCUAAAGCUGAGGGAAGUGGUUUCCCACCAAUGCAGGAGGUCGUAGUUGAAACGGGCGAGGAAAAUGAGAAAGUUGUGUUCAAUGCAGAUUCAAUAUUAUUUGAGUUUGUUGAUGGCAGUUGGAAGGAACGAGGAAAGGGUGAACUGAAGGUGAAUAUUUCUUCAGGAGGGAAUGAAAAGGCCAGACUUCUCAUGAGGACAAGGGGUAAUUACAGGCUGAUUUUAAACGCACGUCUCUACCCUGAUAUAAAGCUCACCAAUAUGGAAAAGAAAGGUGUUACUUUUGCCUGCGUCAAUAGUGCCAAUGAAGGGAAAGAUGGCCUCUCAACAUUUGCCUUGAGAUUCAAGGACGGGUCCAUAGUGGAGGAAUUUAAAGCCACGGUCAUGGCUCACAAGGGCGAGAAAGCGACAGUUCUCAAGACCCCAGAAAACUCCCCCAAGGCUUCUGACGGUUAAUUUAAGAGAGGAUCUUGUUGAUCUGUUUUCUGAGUCUGUCAGUCUUUAGGAAGGAAAAUUUUUACUCUUAUGAGUUAAAUCCGCAUGCCUUUUGUAUGGCAGAGUCUACCAUAUUUGACUAUUUGUAUUUUAAUUUGGGUCGGGUCUACUGUCUCUGUCCAACCGAUAUGGGAACUUGUUUUUGGAUAAAUCUUGGAUUCAGAUUACGCAGGAAUAUUUAAUGAUACUAUAUCCCAAUAUCACGGA